GCAUACUAAAACUGCAAUUUUUUCUCUCGGAAUGUCUUAUUUGCACAGUAACUGGAGGGAUCUUGACGCUUGGAGAAGUGAAGGAUUACCACUGACAACAAGUAGCAAUGAUGCAGCAAAAAUGUUUGAUGCUACCCUAACACAGUACACAGGAUGGUAUGAUGACAGCAGUGUCAAUGGAAUUAAGGGCUCUGUCUCAAAGAUGUUAGCAGCAGAUCCCAACUUUGUAAUGGGUCAUGUGAUCUCGUGUGGCUUAGACCUGAUCUCAUCUGGAAAAGGAAUCCACACAGAUCAAGAGUUGAAGGGCAGCAUGCUGUCCCUUGAAGGGUUAGGUGCCAGGAGUAACAUCACAAAAAGAGAGAGACUGCAUGUCGAGGCAGUCAAAGAAUGGGCAGUAGGGUGAGUGUUACCAAGAUGUCAUGUUAAUCACUGAGACAAAAUUUUGACUUUUAUCAAGUAUUUGUCUGUUCCUUUAAGACGUGUCAAUCAAAAUGGGUGCAGACUAAUCAUAUUUUUAAUGACUGUAAAAUGAAAUCAUAUACGUGAACUGCGGGUGAAGAACGGAGCACUAAUUAAGCAGUCAUAAUAAAUAAAGCCUUAGAAACAUU
Stylophora pistillata is the source of this 608-nucleotide messenger RNA. RefSeq names its product tetratricopeptide repeat protein 38. NCBI's taxonomy places the organism in Eukaryota, Metazoa, Cnidaria, Anthozoa, Scleractinia, Pocilloporidae. The record is from RefSeq and is a predicted model, not a curated record.